This is a messenger RNA of Naegleria fowleri, 378 nucleotides long. RefSeq lists its product as uncharacterized. The record is from RefSeq and is a predicted model, not a curated record. The coding region runs from base 1 to 378 and encodes 125 amino acids. The transcript has a single exon. Lineage: Eukaryota; Heterolobosea; Eutetramitea; Acrasida; Naegleriidae.
AUGCAACAACACACCAUUACUACUACGACCACUGCCUCCAACACCACUCCACAAACACCCAUGAAACCCCAGACAAGCGGAUGGGCCACUGGACACUCUGUCAUGUCGGCCCUUCUCAUGAUUUGGAGUAUCUUCCCCUUUGUGUAUCAUGUCAUUCUUCUUUUGGUGUGGUUCGUGAAGGGUAUUUAUGGUUAUGCUGUCUCUGAUUUAAUGCUUCUCUUUGUGGCUGUUUUUAUGUUUGUGGUGGCCUUGACUGGAAUGAUUGGAUUGUGGAGUAAUAUUCAUCCAGAACACAAGUCAAGAAUUGUGAAUUUUAACUAUUUGGGAUGUGUGUGGGGUUUGGGUUUGGGUCCUUCUUGUAUGUCUUUUUAUGGGUAA